GAAGGAUGAUAGGUGGUGGGUAUAGCCUCUCACUUGGUGCGAGUCGCAUUUACUCAACGCGCUUGAUAAAGACAUGCCAACGUUAACUUUUGUUAUAAUUAAUUUAUUGUGGUAGUGGAGUGCACUGUACGUUUAGUGAAGUGAAUAAAAGACUACAAUGAUCAAGUCCAUCGUCCUAUUGCUAUCCAGUACAUAUCUGGCCAGCUGCAUCCCGCCCCCGCACCCCGCGGUGGUCGCAGUGAGGCAGGCUGAGGAGCAGUUACCUUUACACCUUAGAAGCCCUGCAUUGUGGAACCGCAACCUCCAAGAAGUUCUUCCGUUAACCAGCUUGUUGCAUAAUGGAGAGAAAGCGGUAUUCGAAAGAGAAGCGGACAGUGUAUCGAGAACGGAAAUCUACAAAAUUUUGACGCACGCGGGUUUCAUCGGGAGGAGAAAUUACAUCCACCAGUAUCCCUCGCAAAACCAAAAACACGCUCUUUAUUACCCCCCUAGCAAUGACUCGCCAUUUGUACUGAAUCCGGAUUUAUUGCAAUAUUUAAAGUGAAGGCGGACUAAUUAAGUUCCUAUAAUUUCAUUUUGUAAAUA
Molecule: messenger RNA, 585 nt
Organism: Zerene cesonia (dogface butterfly)
Lineage: Eukaryota; Metazoa; Arthropoda; Insecta; Lepidoptera; Pieridae
Exons: 3
Coding region: 158-544 (128 amino acids)
Source: RefSeq, a predicted model, not a curated record